Pectinophora gossypiella (pink bollworm) is the source of this 7532-nucleotide messenger RNA. RefSeq names its product SUZ domain-containing protein 1. The coding region runs from base 1 to 603 and encodes 200 amino acids. The record is from RefSeq and is a predicted model, not a curated record. NCBI's taxonomy places the organism in Eukaryota, Metazoa, Arthropoda, Insecta, Lepidoptera, Gelechiidae. The transcript has 3 exons.
AUGGCGGCCCAAGAUGAAGUUGACGUAUGUGAAAGUUGGGAGGAUAUGGACGAAAUUGGCUUGGACCAAAAGAUCAAGCUGAUGUCAAGUGAGCCUACGCCAGUGAGUGCCGCGCUAAAAGGUUGCAAGGUUAACGUAAUUGUUGAGGAGAACGCGUGUAUUGGGUCUCAGUGCAUGAUGCCGGAGCCAGCAAUCCGAAUUUUGAAGCGGCCAUCGUCGUCUGCCGGCGGGCAGAUGAAUGGAGAAAGUCGCGCGCGGCCUGUGAAGACGCUGGAACAAAGACAGAAAGAGUACGAAGAAGCGCGACUACGGAUACUUGGCGAAGCUAGAAGCCCUGAAGAUGUCAUCGACGACAACUUAAGCCGAUUACAAGACAAACUCCAAGCCAACAAUCUCAAUGACAACCAGAAUCACAACCAGAAUGGUGGUAAAAAAACUAACAGUCAUAAUGAAAAUGGUAAAGGGAAAGAAAAGAAAGUUUUAGCUCGGUUACCACCAGGCGCCACACCUGCUGGUGUGUUCCCCUCCCCACCACCACGAGGAGUCCUCGUCAUUCGCACUCCCAGAGGCCCUGAUGGCACUAAAGGCUUUGUAAGGAGGUAGCACCGUCGAAAAUUUUAUGCCACUUUGUAACUCACUCGCAAGUCCUGAGUUCCAUCCAUUUGACUUUAACAAAGACAUUAAUAUAGUCAGAAUUUCAAGUGUUAACUAUGUGAUUUCUAAAUGUAUGUGUGGUUUGGUUUUGUUUCACAAUUUCUUUAUAAUUAACUUUAGAGUAUAGAUUAUGGUUUUGAUGGGAAGUUGGUAUGAGCUAUGAAAUUGAGUGGCGAAAAUGUUGACUCAAGUAUGUUUAGGUAAGCUAGGGUAAUUUAUUGCCAUGCCAUGGUUGCAUUCCUAGCAACAAGGUUAAAACAUAGUUACACAAAUAUGCCUUAAGAGGAACUUGAUAAGAGUCCUGAAGUACAAUGUAUUUAUACCUAGUAUUUCUAUUAUAGGAGGACUUGUACCAACUAUAUUCUGUGCUUACACCAUAUUCUUUCAACUUUCACAUGAAUGUAUGGGGAAAUUGUGAAACGAAUCGUUAAAAUUUACGAGUGCUCAGUCUGGGAACAAUCAUAUUUACAGUAAUAUUAUCAUUAUGACAUUGUAACCCUCGAAUCUGCAGCUACAUCAUACUGUGGGGGGGUGUGACUUGAGAUUUUAUGAAAUGACGCUCGCAAAUUAAUUGUAUGCAUGUAAUUCUUUUACUAUUCAGUUAUUUAUCAUUACAUACAGGGUGUCAUUUUAAAAUGUGCACAAUAAGGUAAGCAUGAUUAAAUUACUAAUUUUAGAUGAUCAGAUUUGUUUGUGUUUUAAAACACAUUCUUAUUAUGAUGGAUCAUUUUUAUUUAUACACUUUGUGUGUUGUCUGCGUAUAUUGAAAUUUUGUUCGUAAUUACCCUGUGAAAUUAUCAAAAUUAUGGAAUAUUCUUAAGUUACAUAUGCUUCAGUGUACUUAUCUAUAGAUGGCUAUUGCACUGUCCUAGGGUUUGUCAGGUUUUUAUAAAAACUUAUUUGUUUGGCUAUACCUACUCAUCUAUUAUGACGCAUUUUAAAAUGACAUCUGGUUGUUAGCCAAUUUGCAAACGAUUUUGAAAGCUUUUUAUUACUGUCACUGUACUUUUUCGUAAUCGUUUGUAACUUGGCUAAGACCCCAGGUAUAUAAGGUGCAGGCAUACCAAAACAUGGUAGGACUAUAAGAUCCUAUUUGCACAUACUGCACAUAGUAAUGUAAUUUCCUAUUUUCACUUUACUAUCUUUGCCUAGCUGUAAAAUUUUAAAAUUAAACAAGCCAAAUUCAGCGUCAAUACAUCAAACGCUCAUUUAUCAGCACUAAAACAUUCAUAAUAAAUAUAAUAAUAAUUAAUUAUUUUAUCAAUUUGUGUGCAUACAAUUGAUGAAAAAUCAUUCAAAAAUUUUAACACGAAAUUUUUUUAUAUCCAGUUUUUGUACAUGUAUAGUGUAUUUUUUAGGAUAAGGUACUUGCUAAUUGUAUAUUUUUAGCAUAUUAUUUUCCUAUGUUAAGUUUUUGACGUCAGUGUAAUGCUUGUGGCUAUUGUAUAAUUCUUGAGAUAUUUCUUAUCUUCGGAUUAAGGUCGAUAUUGUCAGUUCUUCAUCUCUUAUAAAGUACCUGAUAGUAGAAUUUAUUCUACAUUGAUAUUGGUUUCUGAUCUGUAAUUAACGGCCUUUAUCUUAUAACUAAUUGGUUGAAUUGAAUCAAUAUUAUUUGUUAUGGUGGAAAUCUUAUGGAUAUAGCUCAAUAGAAGGUCAGAUAAUGUGUUGUUGUUACAUGUAAAUUUCUUGAGAAUUUGCGGAAUAUACGAAAAUGUACGUAAAUAUCUAUUAUGAUCAUCACUAAUCUAAGAGCCACGCUCUUGUCAGUGUAGCAUUCUUCAUGCUACUUUUUAGGGAAAAAUAGGACAGCACGCGAGUGGGAUGGCGCCUAGAGUAGUCAGUAUUUCAAAGUCGUACUAGGACUCCUGUCCUCCGCCUCUGAAUAGUACUGACAGUUACUGCUGCUCUCUGUUAGGUCAUCUCUUAUGAUAUGACAUUAAAAUAUCUGUCAUUUAUUAUUAUAAUUAAGUGAUAAAGACAGAGCAUAUUAGUCUAUCACAAAAUCGAUUAAAUAUGGUUUAAAUGCAGCUAUUUCCAAUGUUCUAAAAUAACUAAACAUGGUUAUGUUUAGUUAUGCGGUUGCAUAUCGUCGCCUUAUACGGAAAACAUAGUUAUCGCCUUUAUGAUAAAACACAUUCUGGGGGGUUAAAAGGCCACAUCAAAGCAAUUCAUAUAAAAAAGUAAUAUUUACAAUUCGCUCAUACAAUGCAAACAGCAUUGUACAGCAGCAAAUAGCAAUAUUGCUUUUUUCGAUGAAUCGCUUUGAUGUGUCCUUUUUUAACCCCCCUGAUGUGAUUUUUCAAAAAGGUAUUUACGUAGUUUUCACUAUAAGGCGACGUAUAGAAGUACCUCCCACUGCCGGCACAAGCAUUCCCUCAAUUAACUGGUGGGGGUUUUGGACCUGCAAUAACCUAAUAUAGGUAAUUAAUCAGAUAUUUCCACCAAGUUAUAUUUAUAUUUCAUUCUAUCGCAUUCGUAACGAAUUGUAGAGUUUUUUUUAUACAUGGCUAAGUUCAUAACGUUUUCGUACCAUAGACAAGUACGUAUGGAAAUAUAAAAUGGCCACAAGCAAAACAAAAUGGCGCAAGAGUGACUGAGAUGAAUGUAAGACGACCAAUGUUUAUUUUGAUUACAAUUCUUACACAAUGUUCUUUGAAUGUUUCAAUUUGAUACUAAAUUCGAUAAUAUUAUAAUCCCACUCUGUUACCUUCAAUAAUUCUUAGCGUUAUUUCAUAAUGAUAACAUAUUAUCUACAGGCUAUUACCGGUUCUCUCAAUGAAGUUCUUAUUUAUUUAAAUUAAAUAAGGGUAAAAAGACUAUAGAAUCGCAUCUAAGCUUACCAAAAUCAGUGUAAAUUGUAAUCAAAAUAAUAAGGGCCUUGUUAUACCAAUUUUAGUGUAAGUUUACAUUAAUGCAGGCCGCACAACUAAAUUUCACUUCAGAACUGAUUUGGCCUCUUUUCAGACAUUAGAAAGUAUUUGAGACUACAUUUACGACAUGUACUAGUUUUAGGCUCUGUAAUAAGGAAAGUAACAUCAAUAUUGAUUAUGGUGAACGCGCACCUAACAGCCUCACGCGCCGAAAUGAUUGCAUUUUGCGGCAAAAUGCGGGUCGUGCGGCGCGGAUAGGAGCGCGACGUUGCAUACGAUUUCACACAAAGAUUUAUAAAAUGUGAUGACUUCGGCGCGUGCGGCUCCUGCGGCGUGUACCAUUCGUUCACCUUCACGCCUUCGCAAACACCACAGGCGUGUUAAAAAUAUUAAUAACGCCAAAAGCAUGUGAAAUACGUCGGAUUAUUUGAAAAAGUAUAUUUAUACCAUAAAUACACUUGUCUUAAAUACUUAUAACAGACGCUUUUAUGCAUCACAUUUUGGAAAUUCAAUUUUGUCAAAGGAACUGUUUCAGAGUAUUUUUGGUUGUGUGGUCUAUAGCCCCAAGGAUUGUGAUAUAGAAUAAUCGUCUUAUUGCAAACCUUAUCUUCGUACCUACAUCGAUAGGUAGCGAUCAACAUGUUUUAGUAACUAUAUGAAUGAAUCAAUGUAGUUAGAUAAUCUAUUCAUAAUAAUUUCCUGUCAUUGAUCGGAUAUUGCUGGGCCUGAAUCUUAAUUUGUGUUUACGCCAAAAACAAUUUAGCCAGUUAACAGAAAAUGUUGUUUUAAAUGACGUAAUGGUGCUGAUUAGUACACACCAUCUAAUUUUAUUUUAAGUUAUACCUGUAAUUUUCUUAUCCGCCGAAAAACAGGGACGGGUAAUCGACAGGCAUAAAAUUUAUGGAACACACUUCAAUUUUUGGCAGAAAUUCAAAAUGCCCUUCCAAAAUUGUUUAUUGGCCAAUAACACGACAGAAUUAAGUUGAAAGUACACGUCAAACGGGUUGCAUAUGAGCUAGAUGCCUAUUUUAUUAGGUGAAAUUAACAGUUGUCAAUCAUCCGUCCUUUUCCUUUUCGGUUGAUAAGAAAAUGACAGGUAGGUAUAACUUAAGAUUAGCAUGUGUCUGUAAGAAUCGGCGCCAAUAUAAAGUCAGGUAAAAUCCGAAAGUUAAUAUAUAAAUCACAGCAAAAUUGUUAUUUAGGCCCAAAUACGACGGCAAAAAUGUUAAAAGUCGUAAGUGUGAUAACACUUACGACUUUUUGAGUCCCAUUAUGCUUUGCUGAAGGAUGAAGUAAUGUAUGUGGGGGCGUUGAUAUUUCAAUGUUAUUUUGUAAAUAAGACUCCGUAUACACAGAGCUUAGACAAGCUAGACUAAAUAAAACACCUAUUUUUGUACAAUUUAAGCUGUAGAGUAUACAGAGCUGAAAGGUUGUUUCGUCGUACCUAUAUCUAGAAUAUUCGCAGAAACUAAAGUAAGGUAUGUGGCACACGUCAGUGUUUUUGUGGUGUACUUGUCAUUAAUUUAUGACGGACUUAUUGCACAUGAGCACGUUAUUCGUAGGGACGCGACGUCUAUCCAGGCCACUAGCUGUCGCUCAGUGCUUAUUCUAUGAAGAAAUAAAGAUGAAUAAAAGUGGUACUCAUCAUGUGUUCAUGCGGUGAAGAAUGGACUGGAAGAAAUGGACGUUUAUUGUAAAACACUUCAGACUUUUAGCACUCAUUUGGUAAAUCUUGAGAUUUACCAUACUUUGGCCUUUUACAGUAACAUAAUUGUAUGCAACAAUUUUUGUAAAGGUUGUGCUAUGAACUAAGUACUUACGCUCAUUCUCCUGAGACGUGUGCGACGUGCCUUUGUGCCACUGAAAUCCCAAAUUUGUUGAUCUAUACUCUAGUAUAGAAUAAGGCACUCAUAUCAAAUUAGACUCAAGUAGGUCGCGUUUACUGAAUUACAACACAAAUGGCUAAAUGCAAUUUACACCACAUAGAAUAAACCUUCCUUGGCUAACAAACAGGCAUAGGCUGUUAUAAAUUUUUCAGUUACCUAUCAACAAUUUUCGGUAUGAAGCUUAUUUGUUCCGCCGCUAUUAUUCAACCAGAUAGAUCUUGGUUCUCUUAGCAAAUGAUUUACCGGAACUAAGGCCUAAACUUGCAUAAUGGUGCUAAUUCCUGUAGACAACAUCCAAUUUUAAGGAAAGGGACGGGUAAUCGAUGGGCAUAAAAUUUAUGGAACACACUUCAAUUUUAGGCAUUAAUCUAAAUCGACCCUCUAAAAUUUUACAUUGGCCAAUAACCCGACACCGACAGAAUUAAGUUGACAGCACACGUCAUACGGGAUGCAUACCUGCGAGAGACCUAUUUGAUUUGCCCGGGUUAUUCAUUCAUUCACUCAUUCAUUUUAAGACUGAGAGCUGUCAAUCAUUCGUCCCUUUCCUAUUCGGCGGAUAAAAAAAUGACAGGUAUAACUUAAAAUAAAAUUAUAUGGUGUGUACUGGAAUUCGCACCAGUGUCUCUGUAAAGGUAUGGUUUUGUGGUGUUGAUUGGAUUUAAGCGUGAUCCUUAGACGGUUGUCACAAAUAUUGCAUUUACGCAUAAUAUCUUGUGUUGUAUUUGUAAUGAAAUGACGUCUAUUAAUUAUAAAUUAUAAAUACUUUUACAUAAUUGAAGAGACUGGUUAUGUGAAAUUUCUAAAAAUGACAAACAUUUGGGCUGGGUUCAAACCAGGCGGUAUUCUGUUCUAGAAUGAACUGUAAUAUCUACUACGUGUAGAACGACACUGCACCAGUACGAGCUUGAUUUACCCCGAAAUGAGGGUUACUGUAGUCUAUUUUAAUCAAGGAGUUAAGGAUUAUGGGUGCGCGCGCGGACUUGUUGUCUCACUCACGCGUAUUUCCGGCACGCCAAAAGAAUGCAUGCUUUUUUGUGCAUUAAAAUGCCUGGUUUGAACUUUCUUUUCUUCGUAAGUUUUGAGUGAAAACUUUCCGAGCGCCACACUCAUUUUCUUCGGUGCAGCACAUAAACUUAAAAGUCAUGUCGCACAGGCGUCCGUAUUUUUCAGAGCUCGUAUUAUACACCGCACGUGAAACAAAAACGAACGAUUAAAAAUACACCUCCUGAAAAGUACUCGUUCCAUCGAAUAAGUGUGUGGCGUCUUCUAAUUAUUCUAAAGCAAUUUCUGGACAAACAGAAAAGAUAAAUCUACAGAAAUGAUAACUUUGGAGCAUAGGUGCUUGACAAUAUCGGUUGUAAAAGUUGGAGAGAGGUAAUUUCUACCUGCUGUUGUGUGCGCCAGUUCAAAGGCUACUUACAUAAAUUAUUGCAAUUUUAUAACAUGACCGAAAACCCCACGAUGUCAUAUAUUAUAAUAUUAUUUAACAUAAGUUUUAUUUAUUCGGCUUAAAUGUCAAAUUGGAAUCGUAUUCACUUAUUCUAAUACAAUUGUGCUAAUUCUUUAAGGGAUUUUGUAAAUAUUCUUCUGUUUCGUAAUAUUCUUUACGGUUAGGAACAAAUUGUAGUGCCAAUUUUAAAGUAUUUAUUGCUAUUUUAGGUGUUGGAUGUUUUGCCAAAAUGUUUAAUAUUUGAUUAGGUAUUUCACUACACAAAUGUAGCCGAAGGUACGUCACCGAAAACGCUCGAACUAUAUAAAACUACAUGGCAUACUUAUUUUAAGUUCAAAUUUCGAAUAAUCAAAUUCUUAAUACAUCAUUUAAUGCACUAUGAAAUGUCUUCAUUCUGAAAUUGAGGUAUACGAACCGUUCACCGUUGCGUAUCUUUAGCUACGUUUUGGCAAGCGCGGUAACCAUUUGGUUCUGUCGAUGUAUUCACAAGAAUUAUGAAAAUAAUCCAACAUAAGUGGUUUAGUUAUGAACAUUGAAACACCCACAAACCCUGAAAUUAUGCCUCAUGAACUACAAGACAACCGUACUCUCUUUGUUAUCAGUAAGAAAUAGGUAUUUUUAGUUCAUAAAUUUAUAUUUUAACCGAAAACAUUAUUAAAAUUGUUAAAAAUA